Molecule: messenger RNA, 5004 nt
Organism: Sinocyclocheilus grahami
Lineage: Eukaryota; Metazoa; Chordata; Actinopteri; Cypriniformes; Cyprinidae
Product: hypermethylated in cancer 1 protein-like
Exons: 3
Coding region: 222-2414 (730 amino acids)
Biological process (GO): regulation of transcription by RNA polymerase II
Cellular component (GO): nucleus
Molecular function (GO): DNA-binding transcription factor activity, RNA polymerase II-specific; protein binding
Source: RefSeq, a predicted model, not a curated record
CAAGUGUCUGGUCCAUUCUAACACGAGGAGAGGGAGAGAGAGAAGGGGAGAAGGGUAAAGGACAAGGGACAACGCGGAAGAAGCUGGGAACACCGGGAAAAGUUUACCAUUUAAAGAGGAAUUUGGACGAUUGGGGAUCUGUGGACAGAGGAAUCCCGUAAGGGGAAAGUCAAGAUCGGCAGGAGCAUCAGACAUGAAUCCGAGGUAUUGGUCUGAAGUCGAUGCUGGAUGCCAUGGAAGUCCAAAGUCAUGCUAAGCACCUCCUCUUGCAGUUGAACACACAACGAACCAAAGGCUUCUUGUGUGAUGUUAUCAUUGUGGUGCAGAAUGCAUUGUUCCGUGCUCACAAGAACAUCCUGGCAGCCAGUAGCCUCUACCUUAAGUCUCUUGUUGUUCAUGACAACCUCAUCAAUCUGGACCAUGAGAUGGUCAGUCCAGGUGUGUUUCGAGUCAUUCUUGACUAUAUCUACACAGGACGCUUAAGUGAAGGUGACCCCACCUCUCCAACUGAGCCAAAUAUAGGAGCAGUGCUGGCGGCUGCAAGUUAUCUGCAGCUACUGGAUCUGGUGACUCUAUGCAAGAAGAAGCUGAAGAGAAAUGGGAAGUACCAUUUACGCCCCAACCCUGGGUUUUUACCUUACAAGAUAGACUACAGUGGCAUGGGGGGAGGAAGGAUUCGAAUAUCUACCCCUGUCAUCCACUCUUGCCAUCCUGGAGGAGUAGUUAGCACCCCUCGACCUACACCAUUAGAGGACCUGGCCCCUCAUGCCGGAGAAAUUUAUGCACCAGCUCCCACCCAGGGUCCACCACCUUACCCCCCAGCAAAGACAUCCUUGUUGCCCCAGUCAGGCCUGCGCCCUACUGACAGGAGCUGCUCAUCCGUCUAUGGCCUUGACCUGUCCAAGAAAAGUCCAAGUUCCCAGUCCCAGCUUCCUUCUGGUCACCCUCAUUUGAUCUCCUCACUCCACCCAGAAGAGGAGCCAGAGGGGGAGCUAGAUCAAAGCACUAGCCCCCUGCUCAGUCCAAACGAUGGCUCCAGAAAAAUGGAGACAGCCCAUCAUGUGGGGUCUCUCACCCCACACCCCUUCCAUCUACCCAACCAUCCUCUUGCACCCCAUCUUCCCCACCUGCACCGUCUUCAGGGCCAAGAACCUUACCCUUGCCCUCCCAGCCCAGAACCCAUGGAGGACUCCAGAGAACAAGGUCGAGAUGGGUCCAACAUCUAUCGGUGGGUGAAGAAUGAGCCUUCCAACCCAGAGGAUGAAGAUGAAGAAGACGAAGAGGAUGAGAAUGGAGGAAUCGGUGAGCAGGAUAAAGAGAGACACCAGCACAUGAAUCUACAUAAGAACAGUGAGGAAAAGCUGAACAUGAAUGAGCGGGGCUAUGACAGAGGGACCUGCGAUGAUGGAGAGGAUGAGAAUGGAACCGGCAGUGAAGAGACGGGGAGCAGUGAGGGUCGUCCAUCUCCCCCUGUUCCGGGUGGAAGAUAUCAUAUGCCAUACGAGCCAGAGAGUUUCGGAGAUAACUUGUACGUGUGCAUCCCCUGCGACAAAGGCUUCCCCAGCUCAGAGCAGCUCAAUGCUCAUGUGGAAACUCAUACCGAGGAGGAGCUAAACAACGGGAUUGAGCUGGACAACAAUGGCAACAGCAAACCCACCAAUGCCCAUGGACCUACAAGCUUGAACAGCUCUAGUGGCCUCCACAGUUCUUUCCUAGAUAGCAAAUCGACGCAAAACUUCCAUUCCAUUGGCCUCGGGGAGAUCAUAAGACCAUAUCGCUGUUCGUCCUGUGACAAGUCUUACAAAGAUCCUGCCACCCUGAGGCAACAUGAGAAAACCCACUGGCUGACACGUCCAUACCCCUGUAGCAUCUGUGGCAAGAAGUUCACCCAGCGGGGUACCAUGACACGCCACAUGCGGAGCCAUUUGGGCCUUAAACCCUUUGCCUGUGAUGCCUGCGGUAUGCGCUUUACUCGACAGUACCGUCUGACAGAACACAUGCGCAUCCACUCUGGAGAGAAGCCCUAUGAGUGCCAGGUGUGCGGGGGCAAAUUUGCUCAGCAACGCAACCUCAUCAGUCACAUGAAGAUGCACAGCAGUGGAACAGGUGGCGGAGGACUAACUCCUGACGGCAAGCUAAAGAUAGACUUCUCCGAGGGGAUUUAUCCCCUGAGCAAGUACGCAGCUGAGCAUCUGGGUCUGAAGCAGGAGAAAAUCUCAGACCUUCUUACAGCCUCUCAGCACCUGCUGGUUGACGCCAAAGCCAUGGAGAGCCUCUACCCACUGUCAAAGCUGGCUGUAGAACACCUCGGCCUCACCCACAUCAAGAUGGACGUCCUUAACCAGCCACUGCCACCCACUUCCCAGCAGCUCUCGGCAGAGUCCCACACCAUUGACCGCUACUCUCCCAGCUAGAGGGGGGAACCACUAACUAUACUUUCCAAAGAGAUAACACUGUAUACCAUUCACAGUAUUCUACUCUCACCUCAUCUUCAUUUGAACCAGCACCUCAAAGAGUGGAGGCCAGAAAGUGUUGGCCAUAAAAAUGCACACAAACUGUUUAAUUCUGAACGUGCCUUUCUUUGCAGAUUUUGCAGUAUGUGCAUUUCUUAAAAUUACUUUCCUACAAGGAGGAAACUGCUUUAUUUAUAAUCUGUUCUGACCGUUGGACACUCAGACAAUGCAGUAUUUAUAUAAAAACAACUUCUUUUUUGUUCAAUCACCGAGCCAAAGAACCAGUUGAAAACCAAAAAGAUAUUGUUUUUAUUUAUUUUUCUUUUCAUUUUCUUCUUUUUUUUUUUGUAUGUUGGAAAAGCCAAAGAGAAAAUCUCAAAUAUUACAGAAGAGACUUGCAAUCGUACCCUAAACCUGUGUAAUAAGUAUUAUUGGUGUAUAUAGAAUGAAAAAGCACAUAUGAACAAUAUUCAGGGCUUCUGUCCAGAAUGGAGAGGGAAAUCUGGACGAAAGAAAAAGCCAAAUCUUUGGGAUUUUAUUACAAUUGGAGGACUUUUUAUAGACUAUUUUUUGGAGUACUGGAUCACCUGUAUCUGAUUUUCCAGCUUUGUUAAUGGCCCAGUUUUUUCCAUACUAAAGGGAGCAACAAACUGAAGAUUGUGUUUGUUCCAGGACUUAGGUAAAGUGAUCUAAGCUUUUCUCUGCAUUGAUGUAGUUAUCCCCUUCAGCGUGGAAUAAGAGUUCAUCGAGAGUACCAUUUUAUUUUUUUUUUACCUUCAGGUGUAUGGUCUCGAGCUAUUUAGUGUCUUUGUUCCCUUUCCUGUCCUCCAAUGCCAAGUGCCUUUAGCUUAUUGAAAAAGUAGCAAGUACUGCCCUGUGAUCUCACAACUGGAAUAUCUUUGUGCAUAUUCCGAUCAUGAUAUAACAAUCCAUGUCCACGUGUUUCAGUCCAUCUGGUGCGACAGACUAAGCAUGGGUGAUGCCUUUGAAAAUGCAGUAAUAUUUACAGCAGAGUCAAUAUGCUUCAGCUGCAUUGCAGUCGACCCCUUUGAACGAUUCUCUGCAUGACUAGAUGUAUAACAGUUCCAGCGAAGGCACUUCAAGACCUUUCCUCAUGUGAAAUGUUUGAGAGGGCCUCCUCACCCCUAUUACAGUGCAGUUAAUUUCAGGCUAAUGUGACGGCUUUAACCCCACGGUGCCUCGCGCACACAUGUAAAGCCGCUAAUGUGACAACCAUCUGAACAUGAGGAGCAGGGCUCUCUCUCUCUGAUACUGUGAGCACAGAUAGCAGCAGCUGGUCUACUCAGGGUAAGCCCUGUGAAAUCUCCAAUUUUCAAAGAUUAUCCGCACUUGUCUGUCCAACUGAUGUUAGAUUUUAUGCCAGUUGACCAGGCCCUGUGAUCUGAACGUACACCCUAAUCCCCAAGCUACCCCUCUAAUGUACCAUAAACUGGACUUACAACAUAAAACACAGUAGCCUGUUAGGGUUGCUUCAUUUUAUUUAGUGCAAUUAAUCUGCUUAGCCUCUAAAUAAAUUGUUUUACAGUAAAUGUAAAUGCUCUGAUGAGAUACGGCACCCGCUGUUUUUAUUCCAAAGACCAUGCUGACAUAUUGUCUUUUCCUCUGCCAGACCUUAAGUGAAACAAUUUUCGUUAACCACUAGUUACAAUUACAACCUCAGUUGGUGAAUGUGAAAACUUAAACCACGAAUGCACUGUGAAAGAACUAGUGAAUCUUAAAGCUGAACAUGUAAUUUGGGACAGCUUUCCUGGGCUUUAAUGUCACAUGUCAACUAUUCAAAGUGUUUCUUUUCUGUUUUCUUUUGUAUUUUUUGGUCAAAUUGAACUCUCUUAAUCAAAGCAAAAAGACAUUGGUGCUUACCUCAGGACUGAGCCUAUCAUAAUGUGGGUUACACAAUGCUUUAGCAAUAGUUUAAUACAAAAACACACAAUUGCUCUCUGUGUAUUGUACAUUAAAAUUCAAGCACACUUUCUGAAGGGAUCUUAUCGUUUUUUAACCUGUGGUUAUUUCACAAUGCUAAAAAGGUAUUUUUUUCCCCCCUGAAACGAUUAUUCGAUUUUUUUGUGUGAUUAGCCUAUGCAACUGUCUGUUAUUUUUACAUUACAGAAAACAUUGUACUUACACAAUGAAAUGGGAAAUGACUAAUGAAAGGCAAAUUUGUAAAUUAAAAAUGAUUUCUUGAUGAAAAUCAGCAUGUUUUCUCUGUACACUUGAAGGUACUUGAAAUUAUACAGCAUAGUUUGAAACUCACACAUGCAUUAAAAGAAAUGCCAGACAGCAAGUCCGAUUACUGUUAACGUUAUGCUGUGUAAGAAAUGUUGUGUGUUUACCAAUAAUUCGCCGCAAUGAUAAACACUUGGCCGAAUUGGUAAGGAGGAAAGCAUAGUUUCUGAAGUUGAUUGACCCAUUUGUUCUGGGCGGGCCUGCAGAAACUUUAGCUGACCUUUUUGCCGAGAGGCAGGAUUAGACUCCCAGUGAGGUUUUGUAUACAUGUACUAUUAAACCACGCGCAUGAAACCAGCUUGUUUGG